AGUAUGUACUCUCACGGCUCGGAAAGCUUAAUCAAACAAGCAAGGGAGAUCCAGGAGUCGGAGCUACAGAAGUUUUAUAGCAGAUUAAUGAAAUUGCUCCAAGGGAAAGAUCUCGGCCAUGAGACUGUUGAUUGUUUGCAAAGGCUUCAUCUCAUCUUAUCUGCCACCAAGUAUACAAGAACGUUGCCACCAGACCUUCAGAAAAGGCUAAAGUCGCUCCUUUCUUCACCUGUGGAGCAGCUUCAGGUGUUGAGUUCAGCUGUGCUCAGGGAGACACUGCCCCUCGCUGGUGAGGAAGCGAACUACAUCCAGGACAACAACAGCCAACUGAACAGCCACACUGCUGCACUCUUGCUAGCUCAGGCUGGAUCCCGGGAUGUUGUGUCAUCUCUCUGCGCUCAGCUCCUACGCGGCCUGGAGAACCGACCAUCAGAAGCGCCGCCGAAUCACUCACUCACGCACACUCUUCCUAUUGUCAACACCGUGCUCUCACACAGCCCUGAAUGCCUCACUGAAGAUCACGUGACACUCCUGAGUAAAAAGCUUGUCGAUUGGCUGCGUUAUGCGAGCACCACGCAAGGGGGCGGUGCUUCCUCGGGGGGAUUUUUCACAGCAUCCAGGUCACGUCAGCCGCAGCCUAUCACAGAGAUGGACGGGACGGUGUCAGGAGAUUUCUUCACAGUGCUGUGCGUCGGUCAAGGUUUCACCGAAGACCAGUGGAUGAACGUUUACUCCUUUUCCAUGCUGCGCCAUUGGCUUCUCACGUUCCACUCUGUGUCCAGCGGCUCCAUAGCAGACACAGCAAACAGGUUACAACUAAGUCUCUCCCUUUCUCAUUCAUUUUCUAAUGAUGAUCGGUCGGAGAUAGACGGAUCCGUGGUUUCCAUGGUUUCCGCCACUUCCUCCUCCAGCCGCUUGCUUCCUCCCAAGGAGCGCCUGAGAGAGAAGGCCUUCCAGUACUGCCAGCGCCUCAUUGAACAAAGCGAUCGCAAGGCCCAGAAAAGGACAGAUAGCGAUUUACAAAAAGCUUGUCUAGUGGAAGCGGUGUGUAUCCUGGACUGCGUGUGUGUAGAGGAUGCCUCCAUGGUCUACAGGGCUUUCCCGUGCAUCAAGGCGCUCUUUGGUCGUCUCAGCUCUGACUUGUCAUUCGCCAGAGUCCUCCUGCCUGUGGCGCAGUUCUACCUCAAUCACGGGGAGAUGGCCGCCGUCGACUGUGAGGCCGUGUGGAAACUGGUGUUCGGUCGAUUUCCCGCCGAGCUCUUCAACGACCCUUUCCUGGCACAUGAGCUCCUGCGCUUUCUUCGGCUAAACCUCGAGAGUGUACAGCUCCGUGUUCCUCACUACACAUGUUAUUUCCCCAACCUGCUCAAGUUCUUAGCGUGGGACAGCCCUGCAGUGGUUGAUGAUUUUGUAGAUCUGCUGCCCUCUCUGGUGACAUGUGGAACUGCUUUGGAGCUGCUGCACACUUUGCUUGACCUGCCCUGUCUCUCUGCUACUCUGCUUUUGCAGCUCAGGUCAACAUGUCUGCCCAUUUCUGAAUCUGGAGGGCGUGGCCUCGCAUCAAUGGAUGCAUUCCGGAAUCCAUCAUUCCGAGGGCUGUUCCUCUUUCUCCUUCGUAGUGAAGCAGGCUCGGGCGACACAAUCGACCGGCUAAGCACGCUCCUCGAGUUGCUGUCCGAGGCAGCCGAUUGGCCGAGAGUCGUUCGGUGUGCCCAGACUGUCCCGAUUCUCCUGCAUAUUUUCUUCAAUACGGUCAUCAUGGUGGCUGAUAAAACCCUUUUAGGACAGGUAAUCCUGGUCCUGCUGGAGAGAAGCAGCCUUCUUCUCAACAUCCCUGAAUACAUCAAAGAAGUACACAGGGUCUUCAGCCACCAGCUGCUAAAGCUGUGCAAACUCCACCCUUCGCUGGUCCUGGACCAAUCCCACGAGCUGCUGGACUUGGCGGGAACCACAUCCAACGUUUACAGCAAAGAAGAGAUCUACACUCAUGUGGUGUGGGUGCUUGGGGAGUACCUGUCUGUGUCAUAUGACUCCCGCUGCUCCGUGAGGCUCAUCACUUCCUGUUUUGAGGCGCUGGAGGCCGUGCUGUUUGAGAUCACGUCGUCCGCCUCGCCCCCGGGAGGUGGCCGCCCCGCCCCUCGGGUCAUCACCACCCUCAUGAACGCCCUGGCUAAGCUGGCGUCACGAUCACAUGACCUAAUCCCCAGGGUGUCUCUCUUCCUCUCCAAGCUGAGAAACAUAUCCAGAAGCGGAGCCGUUCCCUGGUGCGCCGACGAAGAGGACCUAGUUUCCAUAGUGACUCUCGGGGAGGAGCUGUGCUCGUUGCUGAAAACGCCCGGCGUGGCUCAGAGCGUCCUGAACCCGCCCCCUCACGUCACCUCGCCCCGGUGGCACCGAGACACCAACGUGGCCAUGCCGCUGCAACUGCGAGCGCUCACCAGACUCACUCAGGCACACACGUCUCAAACGCAACACACACCUGCUUCUCCGUCAACGAAACAUCAAUUACGUGUUUUGUAAAUGAACCACAAAAUACACUCAUAAUUCAGUAUAAUAUAUAUUAUCUCUUCUUUAUUCAUGUGAUUUAGCAGGAAUAAAAAUGUACAAAAUAGAUCAUCUGGAAAAAAUACAGUCUAUUGCCAGUAAGAAAAUAAGUGGCGUGUUUUUAUAACAACAUCGAGAGAAUCUAUUUGACACUUGAUCCAUUGAUCAUUAAGAACUCCUCCAUCUUGUUCUUGAUUGGAUUGCACUUGAUCACCACACUUAAUGCAGUCUUUCUAAUAUUUGAACAAAUCUUCAAAAUAUAUAUAUAUACGUUUUGGCACGUGGUUAUUGGAAGGUAGACUAAAUAUAUUAAAUGUGUUUAAGGAUCUUUGUUAUCGUAUUUCUAUGCUACUCGACACCGCUAUGAUGUCUCAUUGAUGAGCAUUAUGUUAAAAUUAGCAUCAUAAUUCCUAAAAAGGCUGCACGGUGGUUGAGUGGUUAACCCACGGGCCUUGCAGCUUGGAAACCCGAGUUCAAUUCCACCCUCCGCCGAGUUUGCAUGCCCUCCAGGUACUCCGGUUUCCUCCCACAUUCCAAAAACUAGGUUAAUUAACAACUCCAAAUUGUCCAUAGGUAUGAAUGUGAGUGUGAAUGGUUGUUUGUCUAUAUGUGCCCUGUGAUUGGCUGGCCACCAGUCCAGUGUGUACCCUGCCUCUCGCCCCGAAGACAGCUGGGAUAGGCUCCAGCAUACCCAUGACACUCGUGAGGAUAAGUGGUACAAAAUGAAUGAAUGUGAAUUUGGGGGGGGGGGCGUACAAGAAUGAAUCUCGCACACAAUAAAACUAAAAUAAAGUAAAAUUAUUCCAACAACAUGCAUGCUAGGUUAAUUGGCGACUCCAAAUUGUCCAUAGGUAUGAAUGUGAGUGUGAAUGGUUGUUUGUCUAUAUGUGAUCUGUGAUUGGCUGGCGACCAGUCCAGGGUGUACCCCGCCUCUUGCCCGAAGACAGCUGGGAUAGGCUCCAGCACCCCCUGCGACCCUCGUGGGGAAAAGCGGUAAAAAAUGAAUGAAUGAAUGAACCUUCUAAUUGUUUUUUUAACAUUAUUAGAGCUCUCUAGACAUAAAGUAGCACCCCUAUAGUCACAUACACUCCUAUAAUUCAUUAUUUAUGACAUUACAUAACUCUUUUGCUGGAGACCCGAGUUCAAUUCCACCCUCGGCCAUCUCUGUGUGGAGUUUGCAUGUUCUCCCUGUGCAUGUGUGGUUUUUUUUUCCGGGUACUCCGGUUUCCUCCCACAUUCCAAAAACAUGCUAGGUUAAUUAGCGACUCCAAAUUGUCCAUAGGUAUGAAUGUGAGUGUGAAUGGUUGUUUGUCUAUAUGUGCCCUGUGAUUGGCUGGCCACCAGUCCAGUAUGUACCCCGCCUCUUGCCUGAAGACAGCCGGGAUAGGCUCCAGCACCACCUCCCCCUGACCCUUGUGAGGAUAAGCAGCAGAAAAUGAAUGAAUGAAUGAACUAAAAAGAGCAGAAAUGUACCUUUGGAAAAGUAAUUUGGCGCCACCUGUUGGUAGGUACAGUGAUAUGAGACAGUUGAGGUAAUUAAGUAGUAUGAUAAUCAUAGUAUCCUCCUGAAAUGAUUACAAAUUAGUGAUUCAUUUUACUGUGACUACUUUAGGUUUGAGGUUUAUCCUGAGGCCUAUAGGGAGCGCCCUGUGAUGAGUCACUGUAGGAUGCUAUGGAAUCUUCUCAGCAUCUUCUCAGGCCGCUCGUCAUCACCUGGAGGUCUCCAGAAGAGGCCUGGGCAAGUACAAGUACCUCCAGAUGGCGUAGUAGUGAAUGCCCGCUCCGGCUGCCACGAAAAGAUGCCAAAUGGCGUGGGCAAACGGGACCAGGCCGUCGCUCUUGAAGAAGACCACGCCCACCGCGUAGAAGACUCCUCCCAUGGCGAGUUCACACACACCGGCGUGGUCCACCUUCAAAAUGGACGCAUGACAGGUUCAAAUAUACACACUGUGAUACUUCCUUAAUUAUGAUAUAUAUUUGUUUAUAUAUAAUAUUUACAAAAGAUAUAUAUACACAUAGCGGCUGUUUGUCUAUAUGUGCCCUGUGAUUGGCUGGCCACCAGUCCAGGGUGUAUCCCGCCUCUCGCCCCGAAGACAGCUGGGAUAGGCUCCAGCACCCCCGUGUGUGGGUUAUUAUUAUUUCACAAUGGGCACUAUAUCUACUAUAUUGGAUAAUACAAGUAUAAAUUGUAAAAAGUGGUUAGCGUGCAGAUCUCACAAAGAGUUCGAUUCCACCCUCGACCAUCUGUGUUUUCUCUGGGUACUCCAGUUUCCUCCCACAUUCCAAAAACAUGCUAGGUUAAUUAGCGACUCCAAAUUGUCCAUAGGUAUGAAAGUGAGUGUGAAUGGUUGUUUGUCUAUAUGUGCCCUCUUGCCCGAAGACAGCUGGGAUAGGCUCCAGCACCCCCACGCGACCCUCGUGAGGAAAAUCGGUACGAAAUGAAUGAAUGAAUGAGUGCAAAGGUGACUAUAGG
Doryrhamphus excisus (bluestripe pipefish) is the source of this 5017-nucleotide messenger RNA. RefSeq names its product adaptor related protein complex 5 subunit zeta 1 (gene ap5z1). Gene Ontology annotation, cellular component: AP-5 adaptor complex. The record is from RefSeq and is a predicted model, not a curated record. Lineage: Eukaryota; Metazoa; Chordata; Actinopteri; Syngnathiformes; Syngnathidae.